UCUGAGCUAACAGCAUUCAAGCUUCCUUACUUUUAGUCUCCAUGCUACUUAACCCUUGAACUUCCGAACUGAGGCCUAUCUACAGCAAAAGUACUUAAGACCAGGGCCAAAGAAAAUGGGUGAGAAGGGCUCAAAACCAAUUUUUCAAUUUCCUUAGAAUAAAUGAAAUUCUCUCACUCCACAUGUAAAAGAAAAUUUCAAAUUUAAAUUCCAUCUCUUCACUAAUAGAACAGACUGACCCUCAAUUAAAAAAAAAUAAAAUAAAAAUAAACAAACCUCAGUCUAGGGAGAUAGUUUAGAGGGUAACAGCACUCACCACUAAGCUUAACAACCUGAGUUCAAUCCUAGAGUCCACAAGGUGGAAGGAGAGAAUGGACUCCUGCAAAUUGUCCUCUGACCUCCAUAUGUACACCAAGUAAAAUGUAAUUUUAAAAAAAUCUCUCCAAUUAACUCUGUAGUUCCUGGUGCACUAAACAACUCCUCUCUGACAUUUCCUGGCUUCCAUUCCACUGCCGCCAGCCACUAUAACAAGUCCUCUCUAGAGAGAGGAAGCCUCCAGUCACUGUUUCCUGCCAGCAGCAGGGCAGCAAGGGGGUGCUGAUUCCCAACUGAACAACAAGAAAGCAGGAAAGGCUACAAAGAUGGCUUGGGGAAGUAACCAACCCAUACCCUAUACCCCUGCUCACCCCCUUUCUGGAAUACAUGAGGAUCUUUCUUUUAGAAAAGAAAACAACAACAACAACAACAAAACAACAAAAAGAAACCCAAACACUACACUUGAGGCUGGAAAGAUGGCUGUGGCUGGCAGUAAAGAGUGCUGGGUGUUCUUCCAGAGGACCCGAGUUUGAUUCCCAGAACCCACGUGGGGGCUCACAACCAUCUGUGACAUUGUUCUGGAAACCAACCCCCUCUUCUAGCCUCUGUCAGCACUGCAUGCAUGCAUUGCACAGAUAGACUUGCAAACAAAUGGCCAUGCACAUAUAAUAAAAAUAAGUAAGUCUUAAAAAGAAAAAACCUACACUCAAAGUCCAAUAUUUCUUUUUGCACAGUGUCAUUUCAAAAGUCAAAGAAAACCUGUCUGGGGUGGCUAGAAAAGAGAGUGCAGCUUGAGUGACUGGAACACUCCCUCCAUUUCAGUCUGGAGUUGGAGGUCAUAUUCAAACACCACAACAGCUUGGCCCCUCACAGAACAUUAACAGAUUUCCUCACUCUCCACCUAUAAGAUCAUCAUGGAAGUCUCAAGGGAAAUGCUAUUUGAAGAACUGGACAACUACUCCUAUGCCUUAGAAUAUUACUCCCAGGAACCUGACGCAGAGGAGAAUGUGUACCCGGGAAUCGUUCACUGGAUCUCCCUGCUCUUAUAUGCCCUUGCGUUUGUUCUGGGAAUUCCAGGGAAUGCCAUCGUCAUUUGGUUCAUGGGAUUCAAGUGGAAGAAGACGGUCACCACUCUUUGGUUUCUCAAUCUGGCCAUUGCAGACUUCGUCUUUGUUCUCUUCCUGCCUCUGUAUAUUUCCUAUGUGGCACUGAGUUUCCACUGGCCCUUUGGCCGAUGGCUCUGCAAGCUUAAUUCCUUCAUUGCCCAACUGAACAUGUUUUCCAGUGUAUUCUUCUUGACAGUGAUUAGCCUGGACCGCUACAUUCACUUGAUCCACCCUGGCUUGUCUCAUCCGCACCGGACCCUGAAGAACUCACUGCUUGUUGUUCUAUUUGUCUGGCUGUUGGCUUCUCUGCUCGGAGGUCCUACCCUGUACUUCCGGGACACCGUGGAGGUCAACAACCGCAUUAUUUGUUAUAACAACUUCCAGGAGUAUGAGCUCACCCUGAUGAGACACCACGUUCUGACCUGGGUGAAGUUCCUUUUUGGCUACCUCUUGCCUUUGCUGACAAUGAGCUCCUGCUACCUGUGCCUCAUCUUCAAGACGAAGAAGCAAAACAUUCUGAUAUCCAGUAAGCAUCUCUGGAUGAUCCUGUCUGUGGUCAUCGCCUUCAUGGUUUGCUGGACUCCUUUUCACCUGUUCAGCAUUUGGGAACUCAGCAUUCAUCACAACAGCUCUUUCCAGAACGUGCUGCAGGGCGGAAUCCCUCUCUCUACUGGCUUGGCCUUCCUCAACAGCUGCUUGAACCCCAUCCUUUACGUUCUAAUAAGCAAGAAGUUUCAAGCUCGAUUCAGGGCCUCUGUUGCCGAGGUACUAAAGCGGUCACUGUGGGAGGCCAGUUGCUCUGGUACAGUGAGUGAACAACUCAGGAGUGCUGAAACCAAGAGCCUGUCUCUCCUAGAAACUGCCCAAUGAGUAUUUUGUGCCCAGAAAACCAGUGCAAAGUUUCUGUGGGAGCCUCAUAACCAAUCCUUUCAGAUUAGGAUUUGUUCCGAUCUAAAAUGAUUGUAUUUUUGUUCGGUUACGUUUUUGCGUGGGUAUAAAAGGCAGGAUCUCUUCCUUGCAAUUUAAAUCAUGUAUCUUUCUGCCUGCCCUCUGGUGGCAAUUCUGAUACUGACACCCUAAAAGUUUCCCCCACUCUUUUAGCCUUCGUCUAUUAAUGUACGCAAUAUAUGUAUCAGAUUAAAUAAUUUUUAUAGUGUAUACCACAUCAUAUUAAUCAUCUCUGUUGAAAAACUAUCAGGCUGACUUUUUUUCUGGUUUGCUUUUGAGUCAUUUUGUGUGUAUGUUAAUGUAUUUAUAGAUGUACAUGUAUGUAAACUGUAACUAAAUCAUUUUUCUCAUGGAGACACUCUCUUUUUUUUUGAGACAGGGUUUUUCAGUUGUCUAGAGCUCACCAACCAGGCUAAAAUAGCUAGCCAGCAAGUGCCAGAGAUCUGCCUAGCUACACCUCAACGAGAUUGCCAGUGCUUUCUCUAAUGUGUGUUCCAGGAGUUGAACUCAGGUUGUCCUUGAAUGCACUCUGGCUAAGGUGAGCCAGCUCCCCAGCUCCCUCAUCAUCACCUUUUCAGUCAAAAACAAAAAAACAAAAAAACCAAACAAACAAACAAAAAAAAAGCCAACCCUUUUGUUUGGGGUAAGGUCUCACUAUGUAGGCUAGGCUGGACUCAAGCUUCCAUAAACUAUAAAGUAUUAGUUGGCUAUGGAUUUAAAACUUCCAUUCCUGUUAACUGUUUAUUUAGUAAGUUGCUUAAAACAACAAUUUAUUGUUAGUAUAGCUCAAUUCUGAGUUUCUGGAAUAUAAACAAGACAGGGUGAUUUGACCCUGCUUCUUAUGCUUGGAGCUUCAGGUAGGUAAUAAUGCUAAUGGCCUUAUCUUGGAAUACUUGGGCUAGUUAAUCAGUAGAUCUUGUCCUUCCUCUUGUAAUUGCCCCAUGACCUCUCCGGGGGUCACCAGACUUCCAGCUGCAAGCCGCAAGUGCUCUGCUAUUGAGCCACAUCCACAGUCCUCUUACAAGUUAUGAAUGUCAUACACACAGCAUUGUUUCCACCAUAUCAAAUUGGCCAAAGCAAGACUAGGCUGGCUCAGAACGAAAGGAAGGGGACAGACUCUUUGCCCCUUUAUGAAAUAUGUCUACAAUUUUGUGUUCAUUCUUAGUCCUCCAGAACAUCAUGAUUAUGGAAAAUUCUAGCUAAGUACAAGUGUGUAGAUUACUAUAAACAUGUUUCCAGAUGGUAUAGAUGCUCUUCAGAGAGCAUGCACUGACAGCACAAUUCUAUCUUGUUCUUUUGUUUACAGAGACACGAGAAUAAGAUGAAUAAAAUGUACCUUUGUCUGUUCUCCAGAAGCCCUAGAAUACCAAGUGGUGCCCUCUGCCGGCUCUCGUGACUCUGACAGGGCCCCAGCCAGCUCUCUUGGUUCUGCUACGGCCCCCAGCCUGCUCUCAUGCUUCUGACAUGCUCUGCAGCAGGCUCUAACAGUUCUGCUCUAACCCUUUCUCUGCUUUCAGGCUUUUGACAAUACUGCCCUCUGCUGGCCCUCAUGAUUCUAACCUGGAAAAAAUUUCUACUACUUUAGGACGGGUCUGUUGAAGUAUAUUCUCCUUAGUACAUGUUUUAUUGAAUCUAUGUAUGAACGUGAAGCUUCCCUCACUGAAGGUAGUCAACAUAAAACCAGACUGAGAGCAAGAGUACUGUCUGACUGAAGUAACUGAAUUAUUCUUCUAGAGUCCUAUCUAUAAAAUACAGAAAACUUUGUUUUUAAGACAAUGUUUCUUUGUAUACACAACUCUCAUGGACUUUAUAACUCAGGUUGGCCUUGAACCCACGAGUCUGCAUUUUUCUUCCUCCUGAGUGUUGUGUUUAAAAAUGUGCACUACCACCACCUGGCUCACAGAACACAAACCCCAAACUUUAAAAAUUAUGGUAAAUACAUUUAGUUACUGUAUGUACCAAAUUUUUAACACAAAGCUGAAAUGCUGUGAUGUACUUUUUUUUUAAAGAUGUUUUAUGUAUGUAUAUGAGUGGUCUAUCUACACCUGCCUGUCAGAAGAGGGCAUCGGCUCCCAUUACAGAUGGUUGUGAGCCACCAUGUGGUUGCUGGGGUUUGAACUCAGGACCUCUGGAAGAGCAGUCAGUGCUCAUAACCGCUGAGCCAUCUCUCCAGCCCCCCAUGCUGUACUUCUUGAGCAGUAUGAUC
Molecule: messenger RNA, 4575 nt
Organism: Rattus norvegicus (Norway rat)
Lineage: Eukaryota; Metazoa; Chordata; Mammalia; Rodentia; Muridae
Source: RefSeq, a predicted model, not a curated record